AUGGGUUCAGCCCCUGCGGGCGCAGUGCGGGCACGCUACCUUGUGUACUUCCAGUACUUGGGCACCGCUUUCAACGGGGUCGUGGCCGUCAAGGGCGCCCAGCGUGCCAUCGGGGUCCAGAAUUUCCUGGAGGAGGCCGCUGAGCGACUGAAUUCGGUAGAACCAGUUAAAUUUACCAUCUCCAGCCGCACAGAUGCUGGUGUCCACGCGCUGAGCAACUCGGCACAUCUGGAUGUCCAGCGCCGCUCAGGCCAACCACCCUUCACCCCCGAGGUCCUGACCCAAGCCCUCAACACCCACCUGAGACACCCGGCCAUCAGGGUGGUGCAGGCCUUCAGGGUGCCCAGCAACUUCCACGCCCGCCAUGCAGCCACUUCAAGGACCUACCUGUACCGCCUGGUCACUGGCUGCCACGGGCCAGACCAGCUCUCAGUGUUUGAACGAAAUCUGUGCUGGAUGCUCAGGACUGACAGCCUGGAUGUUGCAGCUAUGCAGGAUGCUGCCCAGCACCUCUUGGGAACCCAUGACUUCAGUGCCUUCCAGUCAUCCGGCAGCCCAAGCAGGAGCUCAGUGCGUACUCUGCGGCGUGCCACUGUAUCCCCGGGGCAAGCCAGCCCCUUCAUUACUCCUCAGGAGAACAGGGGGCUGCGGUUCUGGAACCUGGAGUUUGAGAGCCAGUCUUUCUUGUACCGGCAGGUACGGAGGAUGACAGCAGUGCUGGUGGCUGUGGGGCGGGGGGCACUGCCACCUGCCCAGGUGAAGUCAAUCCUUGAGAGUAAGGAUCCCUUGGGCAAGUACCAAACACGUGUGGCCCCAGCACAUGGCCUGUUCCUAGUGGCGGUGCGAUACCCAGGCCUUGCGAACCAAGAUGGGACUCUGAACUGUGCCCAGGAAGGACCAGGAGUUUGGGAUGGAGAAGCCUCCUAUUAG
Molecule: messenger RNA, 930 nt
Organism: Chrysochloris asiatica (Cape golden mole)
Lineage: Eukaryota; Metazoa; Chordata; Mammalia; Afrosoricida; Chrysochloridae
Gene: PUSL1
Product: pseudouridylate synthase-like 1
Exons: 8
Coding region: 1-930 (309 amino acids)
Biological process (GO): tRNA pseudouridine synthesis
Molecular function (GO): RNA binding; pseudouridine synthase activity
Source: RefSeq, a predicted model, not a curated record